Postia placenta MAD-698-R-SB12 is the source of this 3450-nucleotide messenger RNA. RefSeq lists its product as hypothetical. The transcript has 18 exons. Bases 1 to 3450 code for a protein of 1149 amino acids. The record is from RefSeq and is a predicted model, not a curated record. Lineage: Eukaryota; Fungi; Basidiomycota; Agaricomycetes; Polyporales; Adustoporiaceae.
AUGAGGAUGACUCGGAAGCCUUCGAAUCUUAUGGAAGCACGGAUGUGGAGAGCAUAUCAUGAAAGGCGACGGCCGAGCUCCGCUGUCGUCGUGCAUACGAAAGGACCUUCCCUGCCUGCGAAAACCUGGCUGCAAGUCUUCGACGAGCUUGCGCGGGGGGGUGAUUAUGACGCAAUAGCAGCAUGCGCUGACGUGUGCAGGGUCUUUGCGGAGUGCAGUGGGCGAUACAUCAAGGAAAGCGGGUUCUGUCGGAUGUUGCUGUUCGGGGACGAGGGAGAUGUUUAUCGUGCGCGCAAAAAAUUUCGAAGCAGGGGGCUGAUGGCCUGGCCAAGGGUGAAUUCGGUCUCUAUUAGGGGAAGAGGGAACACAAAAGCGAUCCCGCACAUAGAAUCGUUCGCGUCGUUCUUCGCAACUGGCAAUUGGGUCCGCAUCGACGAGAUGACCAUCGAAUGGGCGUCGUGGCCGUCAUUGCUACGGGCCCCCGAUGCCGCCGUCGUCAAGGAUUUUUCCUGCUUUGCCAGGAUCUCCAACCUCAUCCUGGAUCAUGUCACGUUUCCAUCCAUCAUCACAUUUGGCGCCCUCGUCUCGGCUCUGCCACGCCUCGAAAUGCUCAUUCUCCGCGAUGUCAAGCUCUCCGGAUCCUCAUUUCUAUUCGACCCUCGCACGCUUUCCGAUUUUCGCCUGCUACCAUCGCCCAAGAACCUGCAGUAUAUCGUUCUGGGUGCCAUGCCCGAUGACGGCGAUUAUGUCCUCAAUCCUUCUGCGUGGCCGUACUAUACAGAACUUCUUGCUUUCAUGGCCGCCGUGGGCAACCCCUGUCGCGGAUCCCCUCGCGUUUACCCAUGGGGCUCGGUCCGCGUCUUGCGACUCGACGAGAAUAUCUGGUGGAAAUUCUCCUCCUCCUCCAUUGCCCGGCUCCUGCGCGCACUUCCAUCACUUGAGCUCUUCGAUUUUGCAACUGCAGAUAGAAUCCUUGCGGACCUUGAGAUUACAGGAAUCGACAGUACGGUAUAUCCCUGCCUACAAGAGGCCGAUACGUUGGUGACCACCGCCAUCAAUGAAUUGGUUCAGCAUGCGGGACCGUCACUCGACGACCUUGGCCUUAUUCUUGAAGGCUACAGAUACGGCGAAUAUUAUCCACCAGAUCAGCAUAAUUCAAUUUAUGCUUACUGUCAAUGUGAUCUCUUUGUAAACACAAACCCCACAUCCUUUCGCAUUUAUGGCUGCGAUGCAUCCUGCCUUGGCGUGCGCGAGAUUCUGUCCCACGUCACAUCGAGAUGCGUCUCUUCCCUCAUCAUCUGUUUCAAACGGUUGGAACGGAGUGACCGGGGAGCGUUGAGCGAGGGCCUUUCGCGAUUGGACACCGUGCUUCUACUUCCUGUCUUCGACAAUCUCGUGCACGUGCUGAUAUCUGUGGAAGUUCCUUCCACUCUGCUUGUGGAAGAGAUGACAGAGUGGGCGCACUCGAUGAAGUCAUGCCUGGCUAGACUCCACGAACAGGGAAUGGUAGGGAUUGAAUUACAUGAUAAAGACUCCCAGGGCCGUGCCAGCCACCAUGUCAGGCUUGGAUUGAUUUGGGAUGACGACAUAGAGCAUUGGAGACGUUAUGAUAGCAGGAUGGACCAGAAUGGCAAUGUGGAAAUCGUCGAGGUUCCUGCUUUUGAGGGUGGUGCACCUUCUGAAGCAAUGGCGGCAUACACAACGUGGAGGCACAGACAAGAGGCGACUGGCAAUCAACCCCAGAGCCAGAGUAGCAGGCAUCCCCCCCCUCGGCGAUGGAGAACGGAGGUCACAGCGCGUGGUCGUGCAUACGAACUAGAGGUGCGAGGCGUCAAGGGGAUUAUUAAGAACAGAGGCGUUCGGGUCAUGCGUCGUCUAUUUCAUGAUAUCGAUGCUCGGCUCGAAUUCCUGCCGUGGCGUAAACCCAAAGCCAGAGUUGCAUCCCCCCCUUCAGCGGUGGAUGACGGUACGCACCAAUUCAAUGCGAUGCAGCCGGAUGCUCAUGCGUUCGGGGUCACAGCACGCGGCGGGGCAUACGAAGUGAAGGCGCGAGGCAUCAACGGGGUUCGAGGCAUAGGCGUAAAGGCCGUAGUGCACAGUCAACACAUAUCUGUAGCAUCGAAUGCAGAGGGGAACAUCGGGUGCGCAUUGUUCCACUUUGUCAGUAGGAUCCUUGGUGUUGGUGAUCGCGUCCUAGCGCCAGACGCGCCGUCCAUUGUUCGCGUGCGAGACGUAUAUGCUAGGCGGCCACGCAUCCCGUUGGACCACUCGAGAUGUCGGGGUGCGCUGCGUGAACCGCAACAUACGGGGUAUAUUCCUGUGAACCUGAACCGCGGGUGGGAAUCGGUUGGAACGAAUAGAGCUUGGCCGGAGGACCAAAUCUUCAGGCCGGUCGCGGACGAACCUCAAGGGAGUCACACAGAAUGUGUGCUGGGAAUCUCUGAGAAGAGCUCUCUCGACAAGGACCAUGAUGCGGGUAAACGACGACAUGACCCAACGUCCGCAUUCCAUUUAUCAUUCACAAGAGGGUUGCCACGGAACGUCGUGCAGUACCUGAACGCAUCGGCUAACAGAGAGAUGUCGAAGGUGAAUGUCAUGUCGCGACAGACACGAGGAGCGCGGCAGCGCACAUGCUAUCACGGCGCGACCGCCCGCAGAAUUGAUGGUACGCGACCCGAAGUCGAGCGAGGGAAACCGGUCGCGUUCCCUCCAGUCUUAAACUCUAACGACGGCAAUCCUGUUAUGCAAAGUCAUAAGUCAGCGCCCCUUCUGUUCGUUGAAGGACACGCAGUCUGCCUGAUACAGAGGCUACACGAGAAGAACGCCAAGUCUCCAUCGUUCACGCCGAGGGAGGCGCUGGCGUUGCCGCCGCUCCGGGCCAACCCCGAUCUGAUCCGCCUCGAUCGCCAGCUUGGUGACGUCACGUUCCCGCCCAUUGUCACGCUCAGCGCCCUCGUCUCUGCUCACGAUGUUCCAGCUUUGCGACGUCCAGCUCCCCAGAUCUACUCAUCUAUUGUAGUCGCGUUGGCAGCAUGGUCUGACUGCUUGCGCUUGCUACUCUGUGUACGCAUAAUGCCCUGCUUGCUGCCUGAAACCCGACCCCAUUAUUUUGAUAUCUCGGCGAACGCGAACCUUCAAUCUAUCAAAUUAGGUACUACCCCUUGGUCAAAACGGAGACCGCUUUUUCUCAGUGGAACGUUUUGGGACACGAAAGAUAUGGCCGAAAACACGAUGAUGGGGACACCGACAUUCCUACUGUACGGAGGAAUCUCGCUGAGCAAGUAUGAAGCGAAUACAGCCUCGCCACUGUCUUCAACCCGGGAAUUGUUCUCUUGCGACCGUCAUGCUGUGCACGCAUUCCGACACCGGUAUGUCCCCGCUCCUGGAUUCUAUCUCAUCUCUAUGGCUCCGGCUGCAGAUUCUAAAUGCUACAUCACACUCGACGCAUAA